AUGCUUCGCACACCACGGCUACGGAUCCCUCUCGGUCGCGCUUUCCAAGCGCAAGCGCCGCACCGCCGCUUUACGAAGGGAGCUCAGUCCAUUCCAGCUAGCAUUGGUGCUGCGGGAUACGCUGCGACUGCUAGUGCGAUUGCUGUGAUUGCCGCUUGGUGGUCGAUAGGUACACCCGAUCUUCCGCCACUGCUGGAGAGCCGACCAGGCCAACACCUCGUCGUCGAGUCCGAUCCCUCGAAAGCCGAAGUGACCCGGAUACUUUCGCAAGAGGCGUAUUCUUUUAAUGUCAGACACACCGCCGGUAUCGAGAGAUAUGACGGUGCUCGGCUAGCUUCUAACAGCCCGUGUGAAGACCGCUUCACCCACGGCCUUGUCUCACCCUGGCACAACGGCAGUCCAUGGGUUGCACUGGCUCUUUUCGACGGGCAUGCAGGCUGGCAGACAGCCGACUUUCUGGAGAAGAAACUGAUACCCUCGGUGCGACACGGCCUAAGUCAGAUCAAGCCACCUUCAGGCGGAGAAAUUACGCCCGAACGAACACUCCAUGGUGCCAUCAUGAAAGCGUUUGUUGAUCUUGACAAUUCGAUCAUCAAGACAGCUGAAGAUGCCGCUGAGAGCGAUCAGCCUCUGCAAGAAAAGGUGCGGAGAUUUGCCCCUGCCUUUGCUGGCUCAUGUGCGCUGUUGUCACUGUACGACCCCAUGACCAGCAGACUGCAUGUGGCUUGUACCGGCGACUCACGAGCGGUUCUUGGACGACAGAGCCCAGACGGCAAGUGGGAAGCGAUUCCGCUAUCUACCGAUCAGACUGGCAGCAAUGUGGCGGAAGUUGCAAGGUUGAACACGGAGCACCCGAGCGAAGAAGGCCUAGCUCAAGACGGCCGGGUUCUAGGGCUUGCAGUUUCACGGGCCUUCGGUGACGGGAGAUGGAAGUGGCCAUCGGAAGCAACAAAGGGCUUUAGCAGGAGAUUCUGCGGCCCCGGCGCCCUACCACCAAAAUAUAACAUCCAGACACCACCGUAUAUAACUGCCGAGCCGGUUGUGACGACAACCACGAUUAAGUCGGGCGGGCCUUCCUUUCUGAUCCUGGCGACGGAUGGUUUGUGGAAUCGCUUGUCGAACCAGCAAGCUGUUGACCUCGUGGCAGCAUGGCUGGAUUCCGGAUCCCCAAGGGAGGACAUGGAAUCCAGCAAAUCGGAGCCAACAUCAUACGCACCGUUCGACUUUGGUGAUUUCCGGAAAGGAGUGAGCCCGGACUUCGUCGAUGAAAGGACAACUAUCCAAGACGAUAAUGCUGCCGUCCAUUUGAUGCGGAACUCCCUUGGGGGGAACCAUUCCGAGUUGAUAGCUGGAAGGCUUGCUCUCACCCCUCCCUACUCCCGGAACCGGAGAGAUGAUAUAACGAUCCAGGUGGUCUUCUUCAAUAAUACCAUAGCUCAGGCAAAUAAAUAG
This is a messenger RNA of Hirsutella rhossiliensis, 1452 nucleotides long. Its product is annotated as protein phosphatase 2C domain-containing protein. Gene Ontology annotation, biological process: protein dephosphorylation. The record is from RefSeq and is a predicted model, not a curated record. Gene Ontology annotation, molecular function: protein serine/threonine phosphatase activity. Lineage: Eukaryota; Fungi; Ascomycota; Sordariomycetes; Hypocreales; Ophiocordycipitaceae. Bases 1 to 1452 code for a protein of 483 amino acids. The transcript has a single exon.